GGCUGCUGACCGUCACCACCACUGGAAAUACUGCAACUACUACCACCAGUACUACCAGUACUACAAGUACUACUGUAAUACUACAAGUACUACAGGUAGUACACACGAUACUGCUGCUGCUGCUGCUGCUCUGGAUGUGUGACUGACUGAGCUGUGCUGACGUGAAAAUGAAGCGCUCCCUGGGGAUCUUUGUGCUUUGCUCCACUCUGAUCGGACUGGGCUCGUGUAUUCGCUGUUUCAGCUGUAAGGAUUACACGGCCAGCUGCUCCAAACAACGAGAGUGUAGCUACGACGACGCCUGUCUCACUCUCACCGAGAGAGGAGGCCAGACGUUCCGUCAGUGUCUGAAGUAUUCGGACUGUGAGUACAGCCGGCUGGCCCAGAUGUUCCCCCAGGUCUCCAGUUUCACCUUCAAGUGCUGCAACUCUGACCUCUGUAACUCCGCCCCCUCCUCAGCAGCCAGCUCUCUGAUUGGUCUGCUGGCCUCUGUGGCCGUCAUCUGGUGGUGCAUGCACUGAAGAAACACACACACACACACACACACACACACACACACACACACACACACUAACCCUGCUCUGCUGGUGGGAGCGGAGCGGCUCUGUAGCGCCCCCUGUGGACAAAACACAUGAUUAAUAAUCCAUAAUCCAUAAAUCAGCGAGCUCAUAAUCCCAGUUCCCCAGUCAGACGUCGUCAUGCUAACUGUGUGUGUUCGCAGUAAUGUUUAAAUAAAGAUUAAACUGAGCCUGUAAAUGAGU
Myripristis murdjan (pinecone soldierfish) is the source of this 758-nucleotide messenger RNA. RefSeq names its product CD59 glycoprotein-like. Bases 168 to 518 code for a protein of 116 amino acids. The record is from RefSeq and is a predicted model, not a curated record. NCBI's taxonomy places the organism in Eukaryota, Metazoa, Chordata, Actinopteri, Holocentriformes, Holocentridae. The transcript has 5 exons.